UGGUAUGUCAAACUCAUGUGCCAAACAUAAUUAGUAAGGUUAUGAGUUGUAAGUGUUCUGUGGUUAUAUUACUUAUAAUUUUUAAUUAUUUUUUGUCAUUGUAAAUCGUAAUUCAAUUGGACUUUGGAUCUCUGAUAUUGGUUCUAAAAUAUGGAAGAAGUUGUACAUGAUGAAAACGGACAAUAUUUCUGGUUCAACAAAGACACUAAUGCAUAUGAAGCUGUUGAAAUAAUUGAUGAACCAAAUAAGGAGGGUAAUGAAAAAACAGAAACAGUAGAUCAACAAAUAAGCCCUAAAGUAAUUAAUAAAUGGAAUUACAAUGAAACACUACUAGUUAAUACAUGCAAAAAAUUCAGUGAUGAAUUAAAAGAUAAAAAAGUUAUGCAAAAAAUCACUUACCAAAAAAUAGCAAUAUCUAUGAACAACUGUGGAUAUAAUUUCACAUGGGAGCAGUGUUGUAACAGAAUAAAAACUUUAAGAACAAAAUAUAAGGAAGUUAUUGAUCACAACAAUACAUCUGGAAAUAAUAGGAAGGACUGGCAAUAUUUUCAGGUGAUGGAGGAGUAUAUGGGUGAUAAACCAAAUGUCCGACCAAAGCAUCCCUGUUCUAGCUUAAUGCUCAACCAGAAAUAUGCAGACGAUAAAGAGAAUAUGUCAUCUACCUCUAAUUCAGAUAAUUCAGGGGCUGCAGGUAACCCAACAAGUAUCGCAGGGCCUUCAACAAGUACCGCAGGGCCUUCAACAAGUACAGCAGGUGACUCAAAAAGGAGAAUUACAUCAAGUCCUAAAGCCAAUCUUUUAAAAUGGUUGGAAAAAUAUGAAGAAAGGACAGCUACAGAAGAACAAAGGCGUUUAGAUAUGGCAGAAAGACACCAUAAAGAAAACUUGGACAUGUUCGAAAAAAUAUCUAUGUGCUAUUUUUUAAAAGGCCAACUAGCAACUAGGUAG
Molecule: messenger RNA, 948 nt
Organism: Psylliodes chrysocephalus
Lineage: Eukaryota; Metazoa; Arthropoda; Insecta; Coleoptera; Chrysomelidae
Source: the annotation of a GenBank genome assembly